Messenger RNA from Adineta ricciae, 492 nucleotides. Lineage: Eukaryota; Metazoa; Rotifera; Eurotatoria; Adinetida; Adinetidae. The record is from the annotation of a GenBank genome assembly.
AUGUCCUCGAUUACUAUACGCGUCGCUAAUGAAUCAGACAUUGACGAACUGGUUCUACUUAUGCGUGCGUAUUGUGAUAGUUCCGAUGAACCACAUGUAGCUAAGCCGAGUAGUGAAAGUCUUCUGACGCUGUGUCGAACGAUUGUGGAAAAUCCCAAAGAUGAAGGUGUCUAUCUCGUAGCACGACAGAGUAUUAAUGACAAUCAUCGCGUUAUGAUCGGAUUUGCAUCGUUAUUUUGGACGUGGACAUUUUUGCCUUAUCCUGGUCGACAGGCGCUUAUCAAUGAUCUGUACGUAACACCAGCAGUGCGCGGUUUAGGUGUAGCUGGCUCUUUGAUUCGCGCGUGUGAAGAUCAAGCUCGUCAACGGGGUGAUAUCAGGUCAAUUAUCUGGCAGACAGCACUAGAAAAUGUUUCCGCACAAAAAGUCUACGAACGUCUAGGUAUCAUUCCAAGUAAAUGCGUGGAUUACGAAAUCAAUUUAUUGAAAUAA